Messenger RNA from Diatraea saccharalis (sugarcane borer), 1970 nucleotides. The record is from the annotation of a GenBank genome assembly. NCBI's taxonomy places the organism in Eukaryota, Metazoa, Arthropoda, Insecta, Lepidoptera, Crambidae.
AAUUUUCUCCCGCCAUUUAUUUAAACGUAUUCCACCGGAAAUUAGUCUAUAGAUGCGUUUGUUUCCGAAAAGUGAACGUUUCACGAGUCAACAGCAACGUCUUUCGAGAAGUUCUAGGCGCUGUGUGCGACAUUUUUCGUUCUUUUAUCCGUCAUCCAAUCUUCAAUGUAAUGAAAUAACACGUCGAUUAGCGUAUAUUUACGAUAUUAGUGUUCAUAGUCGUAAUUUAGUAAUCUUAAGAUUACGAUAUAAGCUAAUAUGGGCGACGAAAGCCACCCGAAAACUCUCUACGUCGGUAAUUUAGACGCGAGUGUGACAGAAGAUUUCCUAUGCGCGUUAUUUGGACAAAUAGGCGAGGUAAAAGGCUGUAAGAUAAUUCGUGAACCCGGUAAUGAUCCUUAUGCAUUUCUCGAGUUUACAAAUCAUUCGGCAGCGGCUACGGCCCUGGCCGCCAUGAACAAACGAGUGUUCCUCGAUAAGGAGAUGAAGGUUAACUGGGCUACGAGUCCUGGCAAUCAGCCGAAGACCGACACUAGCAAUCACCAUCAUAUAUUUGUUGGUGAUCUGUCGCCGGAAAUUGAAACUCAUAUAUUGCGUGAGGCUUUUGCACCUUUUGGUGAGAUAUCAAACUGUCGGAUAGUCCGCGACCCACAAACGCUCAAAUCAAAAGGGUACGCCUUUGUGUCAUUUGUUAAAAAAGCUGAUGCUGAAGCUGCAAUUCAGGCUAUGAAUGGACAGUGGUUAGGCUCACGUUCCAUACGCACGAACUGGUCAACUCGUAAGCCACCAACCAAUAGACCCAACGAAGGUGCGCCAAGUAGCAAAAGAGCUAAACAGCCAACUUUUGAUGAAGUUUACAAUCAAAGUUCACCAACAAACACAACUGUCUACUGUGGAGGAUUCACAAGCAAUGUAAUUACUGAGGAAUUAAUGCAAAGCACAUUCUCACAGUUUGGCCAGAUACAAGAUGUUAGAGUAUUCAGGGAUAAGGGGUAUGCGUUUAUUAGGUUCACAACAAAAGAAGCGGCUGCCCAUGCUAUUGAAGCUACCCAUAACACAGAAAUCAGUGGUCACACAGUCAAAUGUUUCUGGGGUAAAGAGAAUGGAGGUGGCGAUAAUCAGAGUACGAACAAUGCACCGCCUUCAGCCCCUGCUAACAUGGGAGCACAAACACAGUAUCCUUACCCAUACCAACAAGGGAUGGGUUACUGGUAUGCCCAGGGUUACCCCGCGUUACAAGGUUACAUGGCGCCUGGAUAUUAUCAGCAGUAUGCAGCCGCCUAUAGCAGCCCACAAGCGGCAGCCGCAGCCGGUUACCGCAUGAGCAUGCCCGGCGGUGGCGGCGCGGGAUCGGGCGGGGCGGGUUGGGGCGGAGCGCCGCCUGUCAUGUACGCGUCCGCGGCGAUGCCCUCCGCGCAGUACCCCACGCAGUAGCACCCCUCACCACCGCCGCGACUGAGAAUAUGAGAAUACCCCCCUCCACGAGUUGUACCAAUGAAUGUCUAACUAUUGCCGAAUCUAAUAUAUCUCACUGACAGAACUUCAAUCUUCCCGAUAAUGUAAUUUCUCUUAGUUUUGGUAAAUGUCUUUUUUCUCAUUGGUCUAUUAUUCUAUUUGUCAGUUCUCCGUUAGAAGUAAUAAUACUUUUUUUUUGCUUUAGUCACACAAAAUGUACAGUCCACAGCACAUCAGGUUAUAAGAAACUGUCAUUUUUCUGUAAUCAAUUUAUACCUUAAUUUGUUGGUAGUUGGGUUCAGAAUUAAUUGCAGAAAUUUGAUAUUUCGUAGUCAAAUAACCAAAUCUGAUAUGCUACUUUGUGUACUUAAGUGUAGGAUUAGAGUUAAAAGUCUCCUUCUUUCUACCAUAAAACUAAGUAAUAAUAUACUAACGGGAAGAAACUGGAUCUGUGGCGUAUGUCAUAUUUGUUUGGUGGCAUAACUUAAGCUUUUCACAUCCCUAGGCAAUGUUAG